AUGGACUUAACUAUCUUCGAUGAUGUGGAUGAAACAGAUAUAUCAUGCAGAGAUAAAAUUCAGGUACUAUUACAAGAAUUGAAAGAGCAAGAUGAGGAGUAUGUGGAGUUACUUGUAGGAUUGAAAGAAAAAAUGAUAAUAUACUGGCAUCAACCUUGGUAUCAAAGAACUGGUUGGCUGACAAGGAAAAUUGAGCAAAAUGAAGAUGAACAUGAAAAAUUUCGGACUGAUAAAUUUACUUUAACUGAAUGUGAGCGUGUGCAUAAAAAUUGGUUAAAAUUUGUCAAGAAAUUUCAGGUACCUGAUCAACCAAUGAGGUUAGCAAGAUGGAGAAGUAAAGGAAAAAGUAAAAUAAGUAAAUUUGGAACAGAGGAGUAUGUGAGACGUUAUAUCAUUUCCUAUCUUGCUAGAGGUCUAGAAAGAAAUCUCCACCAAGUAUUUCAACACUUUAAUGUAUGCUAUGGUACACUUAAUAAGGGACCUUAUACAAAACUUGAAACAAAAGUAAUACAACUCUGUUACUACCAUUUUCCUGAAGAUGCUGUACAGUAUGCUUCUCGAUUAUUAUGUAGAGAAACUAGAGGAGUUCAGAUGAAGAUACAUUUGGAUUUUAAAGAUAAUCUUAAAAAGAAACGACGUAAAGUAAGAUGGAACUUGGUCAGUGCAACAAAAUUUUUAAAAUUAAUCAUGCAGUUUACUGGUCUUCAACUUGAAGAACUAAAAUAUAAAAAAAUUGACAGAUCUAUUUGGGUUAAGAUGGAAGAUGAGAUGGAUAAAGAUGCAAAAACAUUAAAUUUUUUCUGGUACUAUUAUUUACAUGUUCAAAUAUUUGUAAAAUUAGACCUAAAACUUAAAACAAUCAAAAAGAAAGCCAUAAAAGUAAUCAAAUCAUAUCCAUAUCGAGUUUGGACAGAUAUCAAUUGGAAAGAUUUAGUGCAACAUUUUCCUGAUGGUGUAACAUCUGGGUUUUUGUAUAAUAUUUGUGUCCAUUCUGCGAUACAUUAUACAAAUUAUUCAAGAGCACCACUUCAUGAAGUACUUAAUUUUGUAAAGGAGAAAAUUAAAACUUCGUCAAAUAAACGCCUUAAAACAUUAACUUUAAAUAAUGAUGGAAUGUUAGAAGUUGUUUGUUACAAUAAUUCAGAACAUGAAGAUAUUAAAGAAGAUAAAUAUUAUAACAACUUUUAUUGA
This is a messenger RNA of Pieris macdunnoughi, 1191 nucleotides long. Lineage: Eukaryota; Metazoa; Arthropoda; Insecta; Lepidoptera; Pieridae. The record is from the annotation of a GenBank genome assembly.